CCAAAGAGGGGGAGAGAGUGACAGGGACAGUCCCGGAGGGAGAAAGAGAGAGUUGUGGAAAGCAGGAAGGGGACGGGGCUGGACAUUGAUGUAUCUGCAAUGAAGUGGGCUGCAUUGGAAACUGUCCUCAGCUCGGUUGGAGCUCAGGGACUUUUAUGUUUGUGUGUGUGUGCGCAACACUGUGUGCUGUUAACGGGCUAAUAAUGUGAAGGAUUGUGAACGUCAGUGUCGAGCUGGCUGUGCUCAUGACUAUAGCAGCCGCAGCCGGCAGCCGCAGAGGGAGCUCACAGAGAGAGAGAGAGAGAGGGACAGAGGGAGAGGGGACAUCCUGCAAGCUGCUCCUCACACUGACCAGAGAGAAUUCUCCUGCCAUUUCUCUCCCUCCUCACUCCCAGCUGUUUUAUUUUACUUUUUUUUUAAUCCUUGCGUUCUCCCCCCGCCCCAGUACUUCCCCUGGGACAUGGCCCGGGACCAUGCUCGGGGCAGACGUGGCUCCAGGAAGGCAGCUUCAGAGAGCAGGGCUCAUUGAUUCAAUCCUCAGUAGCAGGGAGCGUCUCCCAUUCAUUCUCAAGUUUGCUGCUGCUAUGGGCUGUAUUAACAGCCUGGUCUGUAAACCCCGGGUCUGCCGUGAAUCCAUCUGCCUCAAGGAACUCUCCGCCACCAUCGACGACACCCCCACGGUCAUUGACGAGAGCUCGGACAUUGUGCUCCGGUACCGGACCCCGUAUUUCCGAGCGACCGCCCGGGUCUGCGUGCCGCCCAUCCUCCGGGCCGAGACCUGGGUGGUCGGCUGGAUCCAAGCCUGUAAUUACAUGGAGUUUUACAACACGUACGGGGAGCUGGGCAUGUCCAGUUGGGAGCUGCCCGAUCUCAGAGAUGGACAUAUUUCAGCAAUAAGUGACUCUGAUGGAGUUAACUACCCCUGGUACGGAAACAGCACAGAAACUUACACUAUUGUAGGGCCCACCAAAAGGGAAGUGCGUUUCACAGUCAGCAUGAAUGAUAACUUUUACCCCAGCAUCACCUGGGCUGUCCCGGUCAGCAGGUCUAACACCGCCCAGCUCACCAGUAUCAUGAGGGACCAAAGCUUUACCACAUGGCUAGUAGCCUCCAACACGGGCACAGGGGAAGUCAUUGUGCUGCAGACCAUCAAGUGGAGGAUGAAGCUUCACAUCGCCGUGGACCCCAGCAAAGCGCUGGGGGAGCGGGCCAUGCUGCUGGAGCCCAUCGAGCAGGAGACCCCCUUGAUCCUCAGCAAGAAUGAGCCCAUCGCCCCCAAUGCCCUGAGGAAACCUAACGCCAACGACGCCCAGGUCUUGAUGUGGCGGCCCAGUGUGGGUCAGCCCGAAGUGGUCAUUCCCCCGAAAAUCUGACGGACGCCAGCGAGCGUGUCAGCUUGCACAGGGGAGGGGGUGUUGGCAAUAGAGGCCCCCAAAGCGACACGCCUGCAUGAACCACGCACGAAAAAUACAACCGUUCUACCUUGAACUGGAAAUGGUUGUCGGAGUGUGCAGAGACCAUCACUGUGCUGCAAUCUGAUUGGUUAACUCAGCUACAACAAAGGGCCUUAGCACUGUGGGAUCAUCUCAUCAUAAAGACUCUCCCUGUGUCCUCGGCUCUCUCUGUCAAAACAUUGCACAACUCCACAAAACUUUUAUUGAAUCCUGUCCAAAACUGGAACCACACUUGAACAUGAACUUUCGCGAUUUUAUUUGUUUUUGUAUAAGACAAACCUCUUCUCGCCAUGCUGCCUUAAGUUAGCAAAAGCAUCUCAUUGCAAAUGUUUGCCUUAAGAGAAAAAUGGGUCAAAGUAUUUCAUCAUGAGCAUAGACUAAUAAGCUGCAAUAUAUGACUGCAAACCACCAGCCUGUUUCAUCUCCAGAAUGUUUCUCACUUACAACCCUGAAUUGUUUUAGUGUAAAUGGUGAGGUUCCACUAAAAGGGUUCGGAUGGGGCAUCUAGUCAAUAUUGUCAUUGCUUAAGAAUCUUAAUGAAGGCUGACCAUAGGAACAUAGAAAAUAGGAGCAGGAGUAGGCCAUUCGGCCCAUUCCAUUCAACAUGAACAUGGCCGGGAGUUUCAAAUAAAUGGUCAAUUUGAUCAAACCGAGAUUCACCUCACACACACAUAAAAUUCACCUCAGUUGUCCAAAAUCAGUGUCACUAAUCUCUGGGGGAUUAGUGGUUUUAUUUUUAUUUUGAAUAGUAUAUUUUCCACUUACACAAAGCUGUUGCAGUUUCAAAGGUCUGUGUCACAGCUGCUAGCCCCCAGUUAAGAGUUCAACCCCAUGGAUCCAGAGGAUGAAGGGGCAAAUCGGAAGGCUGCACUUGUCCUUACUUCCUGGAACAGAUGGGCAGAAUGUCAUCCCUUCUACACAGACAUUACACAGGACCGUGCUGGUGUUUGCAUCCACAUGCGUACGGGGCUGAGUUGGAUUUGUACUGUCCACAUCUCAACCAUCGAACGGGCAUCAUUCAUAACCGAGAGCAAGCCCGUUCGGCUCAUAUGCACCCCAGGAGUCUCCCCUUCCUCACACCAUCAGCGUAUCCACCUAUUCCUCUAUUCCUCAUGCCCUUGUCCAGCUUCCCCGUAAAUACAUCCACACCAAUCCAGUGCAAUGAUGCCCCUGUGGUAGUAGGUCCACACGCUGGUGCUUUUCAUCUGAGUUGCUGAUUAGGUAGUGACUGUCGGGGGAUGUGGGGACAUCUUCAGUUUUUCCAUGCACUAUUGAAUGCCUCAACAGUUUUAAAGACCUCCAAAGGUCACCCAUCUGACAUUGCACUGACAGGAGAGUCUUUUCUGAGGGAUUUAUAGCCCGUGUGUACCACAGGUAACGUGACCUGAUCAAAAACAAUUCUGAAGCAUCAAGCGACAACUAGUCGGUCACACAUAAGAUACUCAGCACAUUUUGUUGUUGGAUCCCAUGUAUCAGAUUGUGUAGCUCACGAUGCGAUGCACCAAGACUCAUGCACCGGUACUGCUCCCCUCAUUGUGCACCACAAACGCCGACAGUGUUAGGGGUUAAUCAAGUCGAUAAUGUUAUUUCUAGAAUCUUGUGGCUGUAAAGUCUUUGCAAACGAUUUAGGGGUGAGGGGAAUGUUGCCAAUACUGUGACACACUGCAACACUCGCGCCUGAGUCUAGGAUGGGGUCCGUUUUCAUCUGAAGCUGUGAUAACUUGCGAAAAAAGAAUACACAGCGGAAAAUGCUCUUUGAAAGAGACAAUUAAAAGCAAA
This is a messenger RNA of Stegostoma tigrinum, 3233 nucleotides long. RefSeq names its product protein FAM78A. The coding region runs from base 246 to 1373 and encodes 375 amino acids. Lineage: Eukaryota; Metazoa; Chordata; Chondrichthyes; Orectolobiformes; Stegostomatidae. The record is from RefSeq and is a predicted model, not a curated record. The transcript has 3 exons.